UCAACUCGGAACUCUUACUCAGUUACUGUCUUAGUGUCUAAGAGAGAAAAUGACACGACACUCCAGGAAUUGUACUGCUGGAACAGUAUACUCAUAUCAUGAACGACAGAAGGACACAAACCAAUCAGGAUAUGGGUCAAAGAAAUCAAGGCUUGGCAAAGACUCUAUAAAGGAUUUUGACUGCUGUAACCUUACACUACAGCCCUGCCGAAACCCAGUUGUUACACAGGAUGGAUAUUUGUAUGACAAGGAAUCAAUUCUGGAGUAUAUAUUGAAAAAGAAGAAGGAAAUUGCUCGUAAACAGAAAGAAUAUGAAAAACAGAAAAACAGAGAAAAGGAAGAACUUGCAGAAUUAGCCAAAGCUGAAAGUGAAACACAGAAGCAGGAAUUUAUGUCAGCAAAUUCUCAAGCUCCAGUCACCAAACAGACAGGUGAUAAACCAUCAACUUCAAGUAUCAGCAAUAUGCAGGAGGGUAAAAAUAAAGCCCUCCCAAGUUUUUGGAUUCCCUCCAUGACUCCAGCUGCUAAUGCCACAAAGAUGGACAAACCAGAUGAAAAAGUCAGAUGUCCCAUGAGUGGAAAACCAAUCAAAUUAAAAGACCUUUUUCCAGUUCACUUCACCCCGAUCAAAGAUCGUGAUGAGAAGACAGCUUUAAUUUCAAAACAGGCCCGAUAUGUUUGUGCAGUAACAAAUGAUGUCUUGGGAAACUCUGUACCAUGUGCUGUGUUGAAAACAUCGGGAAGUGUGGUCACCCUUGAUUGUGUCGAGAAGCUUCUAAAAAAAGAUAUGCUGGAUCCAAUCAACAACAAACCAAUGAAGGACUCGGACAUCAUUCCACUCAAGGGAGCUUCUGGAUUUUCUGGAUCAGGACAUCAACUUGAAGUGAAGAAGGAUGGAGCUGCUAUUAUGGCAUAGUAUUAUUUAAAUGUGAUAUACAAUGUUGAACCAGUCAUUGAAUUGAGCCUAUAAAAUAUAGAUUUUUACUAUUCAGAAAAAAAUGCUGUUUCAAAUGUGGUUCUUCAGGCUGCAGACAUAUAGACAUCUGUAUACAUGUAUGUAUUAUGUUUAUCUCUGAUUGAAAUGUCUCUCUGUUUAUUGAUUUAGAUGUAAAGAAAGUGUUUAAAAAAAGUCUGUUUAUCUGUAUAUUCACCAAAUUUUGAUAGAUUUUAUGAUUUUAAAUCUUUUCUUUUUUUAUCAGUGGUGGUUCUUUGUAAUGUUUUAACAAUACAUGUAUUUCAAAUGCAAAAUGUAAUUUCAUUUGCCACUAAUAUUUAAAAUACUUGAUCUAGAUCUGAAAUGAUUGUUGUUUACAUGUCCAGUAAUGAUAUAAUUCAAUAACCUAAAUAGCUUUAGACAUGAGGGAUCUUCAUUUUACUGUAUGGAAUGCACAAAUCUGUCAUGAUUUUUUUUUUAAGCUAGCCUUAGCCUAAGGCUCAAAUGAACUUUUCUUAUCAAAGUUUUGUUGGCUUCUAUGUUUAAUUUCACCUUUCCCUAAGGAAACAGUGCCAGUUUAAACAACAAUUGCAACAAAGCAUGGGUUGGUGGUGGAAAUUCAACUUUUGAGGAAAUGAAUGACAGGAUUUUAUUGAGGAAGAGAGGAUAGAAGGUAAAAAUAGGGUGGGGUCAUGUAAUAUAUCUUUUUUUAAAAGACCACUGGGGCAGAAAUUAAUAUAAUUAAACCUCAUGUUCAUUACAUGUAUAGGAGAAAUUCUUAGAAAUCCUAUCAAAAUCACUAACCUUGAAUUCCAUAUGGGUUAUAGAUUAGAAUAAAGUUCAUUUAAAGCCCAUGUGGAUAGGAUGGGUUUCAUUUGGGUGGAGACAGAGUGUAGAUUUAAGUUUCAUUUUAUUGCUUGGGUUGGGGCACAAUAGAGCCAGGGUCUAAGUUUGAGAUGGGAUGUGAUAGAAAAAAAUCUGACAAGUUAUCCAACAGGAAGGCUACACAUACACAAUGUAAUAAAUAUACAAAUACCCUUUAUAAAAGAUGCUUUUAUUCGAUUAUUUGGACAAUAAAAAUUGUACAUGUCUGACUGAGAUAAGAUAAUAUCAUACAGUGUCUUGAUUAAUGACAUAGAGUGGCAAUGAUUUAUAUAUGUCCAGGCACAAAGUUUAGGGAAAUGUUGUUCAUUUUGUGUGAAUAAAUGUUUCUUUAUAAUAAAAAAAUCAACUUGC
This is a messenger RNA of Saccostrea echinata, 2170 nucleotides long. Its product is annotated as nitric oxide synthase-interacting protein-like. The record is from RefSeq and is a predicted model, not a curated record. The transcript has 10 exons. NCBI's taxonomy places the organism in Eukaryota, Metazoa, Mollusca, Bivalvia, Ostreida, Ostreidae. Gene Ontology annotation, cellular component: nucleus. Gene Ontology annotation, molecular function: ubiquitin protein ligase activity. Bases 50 to 916 code for a protein of 288 amino acids.